AAUAGCUUAGGCAGCAUCUCGAAUUGGAGCAGGACGGCAGUGCCCUCUUUAGCCGAAACUGCUAAAUCCGACUAGGUGCAUCACGAAUUGGGGCUCCCCUUCUCCUCCAGGACGUGCUCAUGGAGCCCCAAUCGCCCGGCUCGCCGGCGUCGCCACCCUCUCCGGGCAAGGUGAUGUCACCAGAGCUGCCUGAGCCUUCUCGAGAAAUGUCAUCGCCGGAGGAGGAGGCCCCUGUCAAUCCCGACAGGAAGUCAUCAUCGUCCUCUUCUUCGUCAUCCUCUUCGUCGCGCGUCCCCUUGGCCGGGUGCGUUUUCCAUGUCGAAGCGGCCGAGAUGAGCACCCCGUUGGUGGUGGAAGCGCAAAACGACGACGGCGAUCAUGCCGAUGCAGGCGCCGGCACUGACGCAAAACUACCCGGCGACUGGGCGUCGUGGCCAGAGCCGUCACCACCCAAGACCGUUGAUGACGACCCGUCGUCGUCCGACGGCGGCACGGUGUCGGUGGCGCCGGAAUCCCAGACGAUGGCGGAGAUGGAGGGUUUCAACCCGGACAGGAUCCCGGCGUCCAUCUUCCAGCCCAAGACGUCGGCGUCGCAGCAGGAGUGGAGCAUCGCGUCCAACGAGUCGCUGUUCAGCAUCCACGGCGCCAGCCAGAGCCAGUCGGACGACUUCUACGCCCCCAGCAGGUCCCACUUCGACUACUUCUACGACGAGGCCAUGGCCGCCGGCGCCGAGCCGAACGGGAAGCUACCGCCGCUCGCCGAGGUGUCGGAGCAUGGAGGCGGCACCGUGCCGGGCAGCGCGGUGUCGGACGCCAGCGACGGGAGCGCAGCGGCCAGCAAGGCGGCCAUGGCGUUCCGGCGCCACGAGAGCGGCUCAUUAGGCAGCUCCAGCAAUUUCUCCUUCGCCUUCCCAAUACUCGCUGAGCCGUCGGCGGGGAAGAAGGAGAGCAUGGGCGGCUACCAGCAGCUGCAGAAGGAACACGAGCGGUCGCCGCCGACACCCUCUGAACGAAAGUCGCAGUUCGAGGAGAUGACGACGGAGGAGGAACGGCGGAGGAGGAAGACGAGUUGGUGCUGGUACGAGGAGUGCUGUGGCCGCUGCUGGCUCAUCUGCUCAUGGUCCACCUGCUGCUGCUGCUUUCAAUGGCGGUGGAACUGCUGCUCCUGCUCCUGCUCCUGCCCGAGCUUAUGCCGGUGCAGCUGGUGCCUCUGAUCCAGAGCUAGAUUUUGGAGGGAAAAGGAUACCGAACAUAGAUCUUAACUUUCAAAAGUAGGUGUUGUGAAGUGAACAGCAGAUGAUGAUUAGUGAGCAUUUCAAGACAGGCAGAUCCCAUCUCUGCCCGUGUUCUAGGAGGAUUAAGCAUGCAGACGGGGUUGGGAUGUACAGAGAUGCAGUGUAAUGUUAACAGGGAACACAAAGUGCAAACAUGUGUGGUUUUGUUAGGACAAA
Messenger RNA from Lolium perenne, 1451 nucleotides. RefSeq lists its product as uncharacterized. NCBI's taxonomy places the organism in Eukaryota, Viridiplantae, Streptophyta, Magnoliopsida, Poales, Poaceae. The record is from RefSeq and is a predicted model, not a curated record.